AUGAAGCUUUCCGUAGCGAUUUUCGCUUCUGCAUCAGCUUCUGUUUUUAUUCAUCCCGAUGUUCGGACACGACUACGUGCUAACAACCUUGAGAACGAAAACAAAUCAAACGAGUGCUUCUUGAGCUGCGUUGUCGAUCUGAUAAGAAAGGACAUCCAAUGCCAGUUCGAAUUCGAGUGGGAAACUGAGGACUACUAUCGAUGCAUGGAAGCACCCGUUCAAGAAUUUGAGGAGUGCGUCCUUGCUGAUGGAUGUGUUGAAGCUGAUGGAACCUGCAUCCUCCGAUGCGCCCCCAUUCUCGAGGAAGAUCUCAAAGCAUGUGAAGAUGGCUACGAGUCUGGUGAACUAAACUACCUUGAGUUCGUUAUUUGCACAAAUGAAGCUUCGUUCGAUUUCUCAAAUUGCUGGGAUGUCUGCACUUGCGAAAUGCCCUGGUGCAACUGUAUUCCUCCAAGCUUAGAAGAAAAGAAGACCUUCGCCCCCUUUGAGGUCAUCUGUUACCCAGAUCAAGAAUAG
This is a messenger RNA of Oikopleura dioica, 516 nucleotides long. NCBI's taxonomy places the organism in Eukaryota, Metazoa, Chordata, Appendicularia, Copelata, Oikopleuridae. The record is from the annotation of a GenBank genome assembly.